AUGGCGGCACCGCUGGUGUCGCCCGCUGCGCUGGCAUCCCUGGAGGGCGAAGGCUGGCACGUCUCCCCGCACGCGCUUCUCGCGCUGCUCGCCGCGAAACCCCCCUCCGCGAACGGCGGCGCACCGGAUCCGCAAGCCUCCCCCGCCUCCGCCACUUCCGCGUCCUCGGCGGGGCAGCCACUUGGCGCGGUGCAGAGCGCGCCGAUGUCGGCGCAGCAGGUGCGGGCGGCGGCUCUGGACCUGGACCUGCGGCGGUUCGGCGAGGCGUGCUUGCCGGACGACGUGAAUCACGCCGAGUACCGCCGCCUGUCGGGGAGGCUCGUUGUGCAGGUGAAUGCCCGUGAACGUGUGCGAGCCCAGAGGCGGGAGGACGCUGAGUCAGCCGCCGCUGCUGCUGACGAGGACGACCGCUGGGACGACGACAACAAUCCGCCCGCCCCCGCUGCUCCCUGUCCUGCUACUGCUUCUGUUGGUGUGGAUGGGCUGGGAGGGCGAGGUGCUGUGGGUGGCAGUGGGGGGCGAAGGCUGCUGCGCAUUCGGGUGACGGACGGCAAGAGGAAUGCGAGUGCUGUGGAGAUGCACCCGUGCCCUCACGUGCCGAUGGCUCUAGCUCCGGGCACCAAGCUGCUUCUCACAACCCCCACCAUCCGCCACGGCUUCAUCCUGCUCCACCCUCAGAUCGUGCAACUGCUCCUCACGGCCCCCAUCAUCCGCCACGGUUUCAUCCUGCUCGACCCGCAGACCGUGCAAGUGCUGGGCGGCCGCGUCUCCCCUCUCUACGACGAGUGGGACAUGCAGCGCCGCUACUCCCUCCUCCCCGCCCUCGCCCCCACUGCCUCCUCCGCCCACUCCCGCUCCUCCCGCACCCCCUCUUUGUCCGCCCUCGCCUCCUCUCUCCCCGGUGCCUCUGCGGGCCCGCCUCCCUUCCGGGGGGUCACAGACGCACGCCUGCAAGCAACGCCAGCUGUCACGACUGCUAGCACACUUGCCAGUAUGCCUGCCAGCGCACCUGCCAGCACGCAUGUGUCUGGAGCAGUAGGUGGGGGUCUGGGAGGAGGGCGUGGUGGUGAUGCCAGUGCUGCCGGCUCUGCCCCUGCAGCAGCGGCAGCAGCAACAGGAGGAGGUAGCACAGCAAGAGAGGAGGGUGGAGGGUCGACAGAGGCGGGUGAAUUGGGGGCAGCAGCAGAGGCGGCGAGGGAGAGGGCGGUGGAGCGGGCGAGAGUUGAGGCUGCUGCUGCUCUUAAGCACGUUGCCCCACACGAUAGGAACGCUUCCAGGAAGCUUCUGGAGAAGAUGGGGGAGGAGCAGGGGCGAGGCAGGGGCAGGCGGGGGGGGCGUGGGGGAAGGGGGAGGGGGGGGAGGGGCCGGGAUGAGGAGGAGGAGGAGGAGGGGACGAUGACACUAGAGGAAUAUGAAGCGCGGAAGGCUAUGGGGAGGCAAGGAGGGGGGAGAGGGGUGGCGGGGGUGACGGGAGGAACGGGAGGGAUGGGAGGAAUGGGAGGGAGUGGAGGAAGGGUAGAUGUAAGCAGUGCAGCACAAGUGAUGUCAGAUGAAGAACUUGCGAGGAAGCUGCAGGCGGAGUUGGACAUGGAGGACAUGGGGGGAUUUGCACACGCAGCCCACACACCUCCACACGCACACCACACGCCUCCCACUGCCACGUCAGCAUCGGAGCAGCUGCGCCAAUCACUGUUCAGCUUCCAGCCAGCUGCAGAGCCCGAGGGGAGCUACGAAGGGGGCAGGGGCGGGCAGGGCAGACGGGGGAGGAGGGGCGGAGGGUUUGGAAGGAGUAGCAGUGGCAGAUACGGGGGCAGAGGGGGAGGGAGAGGAGGCAGAGGAUGGUAA
Molecule: messenger RNA, 1845 nt
Organism: Closterium sp. Naga37s-1
Lineage: Eukaryota; Viridiplantae; Streptophyta; Zygnematophyceae; Desmidiales; Closteriaceae
Source: the annotation of a GenBank genome assembly